Cuscuta europaea is the source of this 1750-nucleotide messenger RNA. NCBI's taxonomy places the organism in Eukaryota, Viridiplantae, Streptophyta, Magnoliopsida, Solanales, Convolvulaceae. The record is from the annotation of a GenBank genome assembly.
CUGAAUUCUCACCCAUACAUAAACCCCACUUUAAAUUACACAACUUCCUCAUCCUCGCAUAACAAAAUUCAACACGGCCUGCUACUUUGUUUAGGGCGCGGCCAUGGGUGAUGCAGCUAGAAGGCCGUCCGUUUUGAUGUUCCCAUUUUUGGCUCACGGCCAUAUCACUCCAUACCUUGGGCUCGCCAAGAAUCUCUCCGACCGAGGUUUCUUAAUCUACCUAUGUUCCACCCCUAUUCUCCUUGUCUCCGUCAAGAAAAUGAUCCCGGAGAUAUAUUCCGGUUCCAUCCUGCCGGUGGAGCUCCACCUCCCGCAUCUCCCGGACCUCCCUCCCCACUACCACACCACCAACGGCCUCCCGCCUCACCUCCACGCCACCCUUCGGAAGGCCUUACGGAUGUCGAAGGCCAACUUCUCCAAUAUCUUGCACACCCUUAAGCCGGACCUUCUCAUUUUGGACUUUCUCCAAAUUUGGGCCGAAGUGAUGGCACGUGAUCUCCACAUCCCGGCCGUUCGGUUCUAUAAUGUUUGCGCAGCCACCUCUUCUUACAUCAGCUUCGUCACAAGAAACGCCUCAUCAGAGUCACAGAUGGAGUCAUACCCCUACCCUGCCCUUUGCCCGAAGGGCAGAGGAGAGGCAAUUUUCCAAGCCGUUGUUGAUAACGUCAUCAGAACCGGUAGAGAGCCGGAGGAGUGCCUCUCAGAGCCUCAAAUGGUUUUGAUGAGCACAUCAAUGGAAAUGGAGCCAGAGUACAUAGAGUACUACUCCCGAACGAUCGGGUGCAAGGUCGUGGCGGUCGGGCUUUUGGCCCAAGAACCCCAAGCCGAGGAGUCCCCCGAGGAAAUCCUAGAUUGGCUUGGGAAGAAAGAUCAAGGCUCGAUCUUGUACAUCUCUUUCGGGAGUGAGUGCUUCUUGACGAAAGAGGAGAUGGAGGAGAUGGCCCAUGGUUUGGAGCUGGUGAUGGACCUUACCAGAAUGAGCUUCAUUUGGGUGCUUAGAUUCCCAAAAGGUGAGAAGUCUAGUGCUCAAGACUCACUGCCAGAUGGCUUUGUGAAGAGAAUAGGGGAGAGGGGGAGGAUUGUAGAAGGAUGGGCCCCACAGGUGAGGAUUCUCGCCCAUCCGAGUGUGGGCGGGUUUCUGACACACUGCGGGUGGAACUCUAUCAUGGAAAGCUUGAAUUUUGGGGUCCCUAUCAUCGCCUUACCCAUGCAUGUCGACCAGCCAGUUAAUGCUAGGUUCUUGGUUGAGAAGGGGCUGGCGGUGGAGAUUGAGAGGGGCGGGGAUGGGAAGCUCCUGAGGGAGGAGAUCGCUAAAGCUGUGAACAAGGCAUUUGGAGGAGAGAGUGGGGAGGCUUUGAAGAUGAGAGUUAGAGAUAUGAGUUUUAGGUUAAAGAUGAAACAAAGGGAGGAGAUGGAUGGUGCUGCCCACGAGCUCAGGAAACUUUGUCACAUGUAAUAAUCAUUGAUUCAUUUUCUUACAAAUAAGUAAGGAUACCUUACCUAUAGUACAUUUGGAUUGAAUUUUUAGCUGAAAUUUGGUAUGGGUAAACUAAACUUAAUGAAGAAGAUGCUCAAAAAAUUUCAUCAAAAAAUCCCACAGCGAACCGCCUCAAAUGGCGACGCGCGGACAGAGCCUCCUAUAAAAGGGGUGAUUUGCACUUUUUCGGUUAGUUCGAUGACUUAUUUGACCCUUUUCCCAUUUAUAUUUAUAAUUUAUUUAAAUGCAUACCGAAAUGUGGGUUCUAUUUAG